AAAAUCGUUCUCACAUCACAUCGAUCUUACAUGUGUAAUUUAAAAUUACGGAUAUUAUAAGAGAUUUUUACACCUCAUGUCAAAAUUGACAUCUUUUUUACAUUUUUAUCAAUACACGGUUUUUUAAACUUUUUUAACUUUUACAUUUUUCAAUUUUACUUUUCAAAAAGUUUAAUAAUUACAAUUUUACCUUUUCCCUUCUUCCUUACACACGUACACACACGCCACCUCAUAACUCCUUUCUUAUUUUUAUUUUUUUGAAUUUUUCAUUUAUCUGAUUCUUCCACUCUUCAAACCGAGCUUCCCACGAUCACCAUUAUCACGCCCUAACCCAUUUCUUCUUCCCACGAUCACCUUCUCCAAGCCCUCACCCACGUUUUCCUCAACCUACAUUGUCAUCCUCCACUAUAUUUUUUCUAUAUAAAUGGCAACCACUAGAAGUGGUUCGAAAUCACCAUCUCUGGCGAAGAAACUUUCUAAAAAAUUGAAGAAGCCUCCAACUGUUACUUCCAAAGUCGAAGCUAAGAUGGGGUUAAAAAAAAUUGCUAAAAAUUUAGUGGGUGAUGUUCCAGAGACAUCGGGCACUAAGAAAAGAGCCCUUCCAGUUAAAGCUGAUGCUCAUAAGCCUAAGAGAGCAAAAAUUUCCAAGUCUGCACGCGAUGUAAGUUUCUCUUUGUUGUUUUUAAAUUUUUCUUUAGUUUUUUUCUGGUUGUUUUAUUUGUGGUGUUACAUUUGAUGAUUUAAAGUUAUCCCCAUUUUUUGUUCUAGGUUUCCUCAGAUUCUGAUUUUGAGGAUGAAGUGCAUGCUGAGGACCAAAAGCCUAAAGUUGAAUCGAAUGUAAUUUAAAUUUGCUUGGUUUCAUUUUAUUGUGUUAAUUUUUACAUGAGCUUUUUAGGUCACUGGUUUAGGUGUUUAUUAGGAUGUUUUUAUGUUUUUUUGGUGUUCUUUAUGUAUUUCUGUCAUGUAUUGUGGUUGAUGUUGUUUUGUUGUUUUUAUUCAGUUGUUGUUUGGUUGUUGAAAAAUUGCCCAGUUCAAUUCGUAUUUUGUUACAGUUUUGAAUUGCUUUUCCCCAUUGGUUGUUUAUAUGUUUAUUGUGAAUUUGUUUUCGGUUGUUUUACACACUAUUAGUAUUGAGAAGCAUUUUUCUAAUUUCAAUUGCAACAAGAUCUUUCAGUGUUGUUUAUUCUUUAGUUUUGUAUAUGUUUAUUGUGAGUUUUUCUCGGUUGUUUGUCACACUACUAUUAUCGACUACCAUUUUCAAAAUUUCAUAACAACGAGCUUGUACAGUGUUGUUAAUAUUUUAGUUAUUUUUUUUAUAAGUUGUGACAGUGUUGUUACUGUAUUUUUUUGAAAGUUGUUUAUCUCUUACAUUUAUCAUACUGUAAGGGUUUCAUAAACGUUGUUUUUAGGUUUUUUAUUGGUUGUAUUUUGGUUACUACAUUUUUAUAUAUUCAUUGUUAUUGUAUCUAAGAUUUGUUGCUUAUGUUUUACUUUGUAUUUCUUUUUUUUUGCAGGCCCAUGCUAGGACCUCAGUGAAGGUUGAAGGAUUUGACCUACCAAAGAAAAAUCCCCCUAAGGUGUCCUUUUUUAAAAAAAAAAAAUUAUUUUUAUUAUUUGUUUUCUGUUUUUGUUUUAGUUUUUUUUGUUUUUGUCCUGAUUUAUUUUGUUUCAAUUGAUACAGGAAUGGGAUUAUAUUUAUGACCAGAAGAAUUUAUUCAUUGCGAAAGCCUUUUCCACUGCUACUUUCCAGGUGAUAGAGAACAUUAAGUCUUGUCUUUCAGAUGUACAGCUUGAAAUGUUUUCCAAAACCUGUUUUGGUCAUUUCCUUAACCUUCCUGAUUUUAAAGUUCAACCCCAAGUGUUUCAUGGGUUGUUGCUCCGGGAGGUUCAGCAACCUAAUGAUGCUGAGUUGUGGGUAAUGAUACGCGGUGUUAGGCUUAGGUUUAGCAUUGAGGAGUUUGCAUUGAUUACUGGGUUAGACUGUGAAGGUGACUGUAGUGUUUUAGAUUUUAAGCAAGACGUUAACAGUCUUUGUGAAAAAUAUUGGCCAACUUCGUCCUCUAUCACUAAGGAAUCUGUUAGGGAAUGUUUUACCACCAAGAGGUGGGGUGAUUCUGAUGAGGAUGCUGUGAAGUUGGCAGUUUUGUAUUUUUGGAGUGGUUCUUGCUUAGUGGCACUAAGCAUAAAAAUGUACCCAAGUCUAUUUUAGAUGUUGUAGAUAGUGGGAGGUACAAUGAGUUUGCUUGGGGCCGGAGUUCUUUUGAAUUGACUAUUUCCUCAUUGAAGGGUAAGCUUGAUAGUUGGGUUGAGGGUGUUAGGAAGGCAAGGAGUUCGGGAAAGAGGCCGAGUGUUUUUUACACUUUGAUUGGUUGUCCUCAUGUUCUUCAAAUUUGGUUCUACGAGUGUUGUAAGUACAUGAAAGGUAAGUACUGCCAAAAGGAAAACUCUCGUAUUCCAAGGAUCACUCAGUGGACAUGCAAUAGUCAGCCUACUUUCAAAGUUUUGAAGACUACUAUUUUUGAUGUUUCCAAAGAUAAGCUGCAACUUUCAAAUAUGAGGCCCACGGCUGGUGAGUUCAAAGCUUUGAAACUGAGCAGUUUCAAGUUUGACACUGACUACAACUCUUACAAGAGUCUUCCUGUUCCCGAAGAGCCAACUGUUGCUCAGAGUGACAUUUCUGUCAAGCUUGAUGCUUUUUCUGAGAAAUUUCAUGGGUUGGAGGUCAAGAUCGAUUUGUUGCAUACUUCCCAACAGAAGAUUUCAUCUGAUUUGGUUGAGUUGAAAGAGUUUGUGUCUGCACAGUUUGUUUCUUUUGGUGCUCAGAUGGCUUCAAUGCAGACACAGUUUUCUACUGUUUUUGCCGAUUCCUAUGCCAAGGACAAAGGCAGUGACUCUUCCAAUGAUGAUGAUGGAAGUGGUGAUGAAGCAGAUUUUGAUUUAAAUGAAUCUGAAGAAACUGAUGACAAUGAAGAAGAGAAUGUUAUGGGUGAUGAAGAAGGUGAGGGUAGUGAAGGUGAAGAGAAGGAUGGUCAAGCUGAUGAAGAUUCUGACUCAAAAGAAAAAAAUGAUAAGGGCAGUGAUGAUGAAUCCACUGAUAGUGAGGAGAAGGUAGAUAAGUAGACAAUGUAACUAGGUUUUAGUUACUUUGUGUGGUUUAUUUUGUUGUAAGUCCGUUUUAGGUAGUGGUCUUGUAAUUCUAUGUUCUUGUUAUGUCUCUUGUUAUGUUUUAUUUUUAUUAUUUUUUUAAGAAAUUUGCAACUAUUUUUCAGACUAUUUAUUUGUAUUUAUUAUGUUAUUUAUAUGGCUGUGUUUAUAGAUUAUGUUGUUCGCAAUUUAUUGUUGGUCUUCUUAUUUUACUUGUUGUUUUUAUUUUGUUUUUAAGUUGUUAUGUAGUUUUUUUUUAGUUGUUGAAGUCUUUCACAAAAAAUAACUUCACUUUUUUUUCCAUUUUCUUUUUCCUUUAUUUUCUGUAUCAAGAAUUUCGUUGAUUUCAAUGACGGGCCUACUCAAAUAGAUGUUGAGGCUACUGUUCAGUCCGGUGUAAAAGCAGUUGAGAUUAUGGUAAUGUUGCUUUUGUGUUGUUUUUUGGUUGUGUAAAGGUUGUUAUUUUUUAACCAUGCUCUAAUUACUUUUUAAUACCAUAUAUAAACAGAUGUCUUCAGAUGGAAUUGGUGGUGAUCCUUGUAAGCAGAUUUCAGUUUCUGAAAAUGUUGAGGUUAUGGAUCGUCGUCUUGUUUGUUUUGAGGUAUAUUUUUUUUUUUGGUUAUUUUUUAGUUUCUUCAUACUUUUUGUGUUUAACACUGUCUUUUUUCUUUCAUUUUUGUGGAAAAAAUAUAUUAGAUGGGUGCAACAGGUCUCAAUGUUGAUUCUAACAUUGAACUUGAAGAUGACCCAAUUCCCGUUGAAGAAACUCCUCUUGUUGACAAGAGGAAAUCUAAGAAACCCAUAGCGCUGACGUCUCCGUUUAUGGAGUAUGACUCUUCCAUUUCUAGUUCUAAAGAUGGUUCUGGUUAUGGAGUUGUUAAGUAUGUGGCUGGGUUGUGUCCUCUCGAUGAUAAGAUUGGUGAAGAUGUAGAACAUAAAGACGAGAAUGAUUUUGACUUGUGGCUUGGUGAAGGACGCCGAUCGAAGAAAGAUCCGUAAGUGUUUAUUUUCAGCAUUUUUGUUGUGUUUUUGUAUUUUUUGUUUUUUACUUUACUAUUUAUGUUUCAAUUUUUUUUUUUUUAAAAUGUUAGGCAUGACAAGGACAAGGUUUACUUGAAGGGUAAGGAUAAGAUUGUUCCCCCUUUUCGUUUUGGCGUGGAAGAUGUUGCAACCAAGAUGUGGUUCCACAAGCUUGCAUAUCCUGGCCAAUGUUAAACUAAUUCUGUAAGUUAAUUUAUUUUUUUUUUUUUGAUUUUUUUCAAAAAUUUCAGUCUGUAGUUUUCUUCAUGUUCUUUGUUGGUUGUUUUUUAGUUGUUGAAAUAUAAUUCAUUUUCUGAUUUUCGAACAUUUCUCAUUUUUUAUUGUUUAGCAUCUGGACAUCAUUUUUUACUAUCUACGUAAAAAAGGAAAGUAUGCAAAGGAGCCAAAGGUUAAGUUCACAACCAUCGAUUGCUUAUUCUUCAAAACCAUUCAUGCUUUGUAUGAAAAAUUUAUUGCACAGAAAAAAAAUCUUUCUUUGAUAACUGCCCAGCAUGCCAUUGCUGAUUAUAUCAGAGGUAGAAAAAUGUUAUGUGGUUCCCCUUGGCAUUUGUGCGAUCAUGUUUUGUUUAUCAUCCAUAUGGAGACUGAAUCACAUUGGAUUCUUGGUCGAUUGAAUAUUGAGGAAAGGCGUAUGUACAUGUACAACUCCUUGUCGACUGCUAUGAAAGAUAGUGCUGCUAUCAAAGCUUGUCAGCCAUUUGCGGUGUUGUUGCCCCACUUUUUUGCUUUGUUUGAUGAGUUCAAAAAGGAAAAUAAACCGGUUUGUUUAGACCCUUUCGAAGUUGUUAAGGUUGAUGGUUUGCCUCAACAAACCUCAAAGUAAGUUGUUUUUAUUUUUUAUUUUCAAAUGUUUUUAAAAUUUUGUAUGUUAUUUUACUUUUUUAAGUUUUUCUGCUGUUGUUUUUUGGUUGUUUUGCAGUGACUGUGGUUGUUUCGUUGCAUCGUUUGCCGAAUACUUCAUUGAUAUGAAACUGAUUCCUCCCAUAUUUGAUGUUGAGAAACACCGUGAUAGGCUUGCUGUGUUGUUCUAUAAGUAUGCUCUCAUGAAAGAAUUGGAUUUUAUUGAUAGUGAAGAUGAGGCUCCUCCAAAGGGUCCAAAGAAGAAUUUGUCUUAGUUAUCUAUUGGUUGUUGUUGGAAAUACUACUUUUUUUAUUUAGCUUUUGUUUUUUCUAUUACCAGAUUAUGUUCAUAAUCAUAGACAAGUUGUUGUUUCUAUCAUGUUUUUUUCUUUAUUGGAAUUGGUUUUUUAUUUGUUCAUAUUUUUGGAUUUUUAAUUUUUAUAUUUACUUUAACUCAUGACAGCAUACUAUUAACAACCUUAUUACAACCAUCUGACAAACAACUAAAUUGCAUUUUAAUCACUUUAUGUAGUUUUUUUUCCUUCUUAUUAAUUUCAACCUUCUUCCACUCAUUUAAUUAUUUAACUAUAAUAUUUGAUGUUCUUUUGUAUAUUAAUGAUAAUAAUACCAAUUCCCUAUUAUCAAUAUCUCUCCACAUAAAAAAUCACAAUAAAAAAAUAUAUGUAACAACCAAUCGUAAUAUGCAGUAUGUGUUUUCUAAAUGUUUUAAUAUAGUUGUUUUUUGGUUGAUGUGUAGUUGUUUCCACUUCUAUGCUGUAUUUCUCCUGCAGGUCUUUUUGUUAUGUCCCUUUUGUCCACACUUGCCACACUUGUUUUGUUUCUUUGUUUCCCAAGCUGCUGCCAUUCUUCUUUUCCUCGGCCUUCCAGACUUGAUUCUCUCCUUUGGAGGCAACACUAUGAUGUCUUCAAAAAAUUCUGGAA
Molecule: messenger RNA, 5967 nt
Organism: Cannabis sativa
Lineage: Eukaryota; Viridiplantae; Streptophyta; Magnoliopsida; Rosales; Cannabaceae
Exons: 3
Coding region: 2416-3120 (234 amino acids)
Source: RefSeq, a predicted model, not a curated record